ACAUCUACCUCAUUGCAUUAUUUUAUUUUGACACCAUGCAGGAGUCAUUGUUAGAUGCAUUUAGAAAACUACAAUCAGAAGAUUAAUGUUAAUUUGGGGUAUUUUUUAGAAUUGGCAGGGUUUGCAACGGGUGUAUUUGUUUUCAGCUGUAGUUAGAAGGGAUUUUGUUUGAAACAUAACCCAUUACUGACACAAAUAAAGUUUUAAUAUUCAUUUUUUUCUAGCGCACACCUCAUUCAAGCCAUUUCUUCAAUAUGACAAAGACAAACCAACUGAAAAUGCCUCUUGAUGGGAAUGGGAUCAACAUUCUGAGACAAUGCGGUCCUGCCAUUAAAGAUGUCCUAAAAUACAAAUAUGAGUGCAGCAUAGAUGUCCUUGGUAUGGACUCUGCUAUGGGCGAAGACUUUGCACAGUCCAGAAAUCAACCAAUGGCUGCAGAGAAAAGGUUUUCCUUCCUACUCAAAGGGACACAGGUGUCUGUGUGGAAGGCUGACCCCCAGUUUCCACACAGCGCUGUCGUCAAUGUUGCCAAUGAGAAUCUGCCACAUUAUGGUGGUCUUGCUCUGGCACUCUGUGAGGCGGGCGGCCCUGACAUACAGAGUGACAGUGACAAAUAUAUAAAGAGGAAUGGUGCUUUGAAAACAGGAGAUGCAGUUAUCGGUAAUCCAGGGUGUCUCCCAUAACAGAAGAUAAUUCAUGCUGUCGGCCCACGUCUAUCAUGGUCCUGGUUUAGCUAUGAUGUUCAAUGGGCUGAACCGCAGUUGAAGAGAACAGUGAAAAGCAUCCUUGAUAUGGCCGAAGAGAACAAUUUCAAGUCUGUGGCCAUUCCUGCUUUGAGUUCUGUGGUGUUAAACUUCCCCGUGGAUAAAUGCACCGACAUCAUCGUGGACACGGUGAGAAAAUACAUUGAAUGCGGAUACCAAAGAGGUAUUCUAUGCGAAAUCGCCCUGGUGAAUAAUGACGAGCCUGCUGUUAAAGAAAUGGAAAGAGCCUGCCGUCAAGCAUUUGGCAGCAUGACUGCACCAGUCAGCCAAGCGGCCCGGAGCAAAACCAAUACGAGCGGAUCCAAAACGUCUCAAACCCCCCUGACUGUUCAGAUCGGGAAUGUCCAUCUGACCCUCAGGAAGGGUUACAUUCAGGAACAGGAGACCGACGUCAUUGUGAACACAUUGUGAACAGGAGAUAAUCUUUGUCCAUCAAAUGGAGAAGUUUCCAAAGUCAUCCUGAAGAAGGCGGGCAGCAAAAUGCAACAAGAAAUUAACAGUAAGUAUAAAAAAGCAAAGGCAUCCCUUCCCCUUGUGUUGGAGACAAACUCCUAUGGUCUUGGUUGUAAACAGGUGUAUCACACUUUGGUUCCUGUAAAAGGUGUGGACUGGGCUGGAGAGAUCCUCAACAAUGCAAUGCAAUUAUGUUUAAGUCUGGCGAACGCUGAGAGACACAAGUCAAUUGCCUGUUCGGCUAUCGGCACUGGCCAUCUGGGCUCCGCUAAACAGGAGGUGGCCCAAUUAUGACCAAGGCAGUGGAAGACAGUGCCAAGAAGAUGCCAACAAAGAUGGAGGUUGACUUUGUCAAAUAUCCUCCUGAAAAUGACAGAUAAAUGGUAACCAUAAAGUCCUAUUCUAUGCCUAAUAGUUUAGUUCUUUCAAAGACGUGCCGUCCUUCCAUCCCACUCACAUUGAUCGUGUCAAAUCUUUUAUCUUUUAAAUACAAUUAGAAUGUAUCACUGUUGAACAACAAGACAUCUGGACUUUUUUUAGGGUGCUA
Messenger RNA from Gadus macrocephalus (Pacific cod), 1764 nucleotides. RefSeq names its product protein mono-ADP-ribosyltransferase PARP9-like. Gene Ontology annotation, cellular component: nucleus; cytoplasm. Gene Ontology annotation, biological process: positive regulation of type II interferon-mediated signaling pathway; negative regulation of gene expression. Gene Ontology annotation, molecular function: ubiquitin-like protein ligase binding; transcription corepressor activity. The record is from RefSeq and is a predicted model, not a curated record. Lineage: Eukaryota; Metazoa; Chordata; Actinopteri; Gadiformes; Gadidae.